Caenorhabditis elegans is the source of this 522-nucleotide messenger RNA. The record is from the annotation of a RefSeq genome assembly. Lineage: Eukaryota; Metazoa; Nematoda; Chromadorea; Rhabditida; Rhabditidae.
AUGUUCGGAUACUUGCUUCUUCCCGUUUUAUUCCUUGCGACUGCUCACGGAAAAGAUGUAGUUGUUGAUCUACGAAACUGCACUCAUUCGGAAGCGAUCAAGGCAGUUACUUGCCUUAAUCAGCUCGACAACUUCGCAGCCCAGAAGAAUCAACUCGACUUUGAAGACUCCCAAGAAGUCAAGGAAUUCAAAAAAUCGUGUGAUUCUCUACAAUCCUGUUUCGCCGCCGCCACCUGAAAAUCAUUCGCCGACGAGCAUAAAAGCGUGGUUCAAGACGUGAAAAAGAUCUGCAAUGUGAUUGAAUACAUGACCGGAGACUUCCAGCCGUGUGCCAAGAAGUUGGAAGCGGCAAAGUCUGCGUGCUUUGCAAAGUGGGAUCCGAAUGCAGUUGAGGCUACUAUUAAGGAAAAUGAGACACCGGCUUGCGAGAAGUUUUACGGAGAAAAUGAUUGUAUUAAGAAGGAGAUUGCGGAGAAGUGCAGUGAGAAGGAAUGGGAUGGAUUCCGUGAUGUAAGACUUUGA